Brettanomyces bruxellensis is the source of this 1455-nucleotide messenger RNA. RefSeq lists its product as uncharacterized. The coding region runs from base 1 to 1455 and encodes 484 amino acids. Gene Ontology annotation, biological process: glutathione biosynthetic process. Gene Ontology annotation, molecular function: ATP binding; glutathione binding; glutathione synthase activity. Lineage: Eukaryota; Fungi; Ascomycota; Pichiomycetes; Pichiales; Pichiaceae. Gene Ontology annotation, cellular component: cytosol. The record is from RefSeq and is a predicted model, not a curated record. The transcript has a single exon.
AUGCAUUCAGGUCCAAAAGAAUUUCCAACUUUAAAUUCUAAGGAAAAAGAUAAUUUGGUCGAUGAACUAACACAGUACGGAUUAGCCAACGGGCUGAUCAUGUAUCCUGAAGGAUUCAAGAGCUUUGAAGCCGAUUUGGCCCCAGUGACUAUUUUUCCCACGCCGUUUCCACGUUCUGAGUUUGAAAAGGCAAAGGCAUUAGCAAAUCCGUUUUCGACGCUCUAUGGCAAUAUCGUUUCAGAGAAAAAGUGGCUCUUAAACAUUGCAGAGGAGCUGAGCAAAUCUGAUCCAGGUUUUACAGGAAAGCUUUAUGAAUGCUAUAAAAAGGCAAAAAAUGAAGGCAUUGCUCAAAAUGUCUCCCUUGCGUUGACCAGGUCAGACUAUAUGUUUGACACCAUUACUAAGGAAAUUAAGCAGGUGGAAUAUAAUACGGUCAGCGUUUCCUUUGCUGGUUUGUCAAACAAAGUUGGUCGAGCACACAAAUAUUUAAAUGAUUCUGGCUUGUAUAAAUAUGGAAAGAGAUAUUACCAUGAGGCAGAGCUUGCUAUUAGUGAAUCUCCAGAUGGCUUGGCCGAAGGCCUUGGUGAGGCUGCGAGAUAUUAUAAUAAUCACUUUGCUGAUUCUAAAAAUACUAUUGUGCUAUUUGUCAUUCAGCCCAGUGAAAGAAAUGCAUUUGACCAAAGAUUGAUUGAAUAUAGUUUACUUAGGAAAUUUGAUGUUAGAUCCAAGAGGGUUGAACUUGCCAAAUUUACUACCAGAACAAAGGUUGAUAAAGAAUCCAGAAGACUUUAUUUGGACAAUGAUGAGGUUUCAGUUGUUUAUUACCGUUCAGGUUAUAGUCCAUCCGAGUACAAUAAUGAAGCUGCUUGGGAUGCCAGAGUUUUAGCGGAAACAACAACGGCAAUAAAAUGUCCAUCAUUACUUGUUCAGUUAAGUGGUGCAAAGAAAAUACAACAGCUUCUCACAAACCCCCAGAUUCUGGAUCAAUUUUAUCCUCCGUCUUCUUCUUACAGAAAGGAACUUGAAUCAACGUUCUGUAAAAUUUAUCCGUUAGAUGGCUCUGACAAGGCUCAAAAUGCAAGGAAACUUGCAUUUGAGCAUCCAGAAAACUAUGUUCUCAAACCGCAGCGUGAAGGGGGUGGCAACAAUAUAUACAAAGAGGAUAUUCCAGGCUUCUUAAAUUCAAUUCCAGAAAGCCAGUGGGCUGGAUACAUAUUGAUGGAGCUUAUUCAUCCACCGUUGGAAAAAAAUGUCCUUCUUCGUAAUGGCAAACUUUUUAGCGAUGGUAUAGUGUCGGAAUUAGGGAUAUAUAAUUCCUUGCUCUUUGACGAAAAUACUGGCAUGGCCAUAAAGAAUACUUAUGGUGGGCAUUUACUUAGAUCGAAGAUCAGUACCAGCAACGAAGGUGGCGUCGCAGCUGGCUAUGGGUGCGUUGAUAGUUUAUAUCUAUACUAA